Molecule: messenger RNA, 309 nt
Organism: Penicillium cosmopolitanum
Lineage: Eukaryota; Fungi; Ascomycota; Eurotiomycetes; Eurotiales; Aspergillaceae
Exons: 1
Coding region: 1-309 (102 amino acids)
Source: RefSeq, a predicted model, not a curated record
AUGGAACCAGAGUUCGAAAAGCCAGAAAUGUUGUUUCCGGAAGCAUCAAUAUUUAUUCUAAUAACACCAGCACCAGACGCGGCUCGUCAGACUACGCAGUGGGAGGACAACGUGAGGAUGAUCAAGGACUUCGCCAAUGAAAAUGGCAUAGACAUGACUGCACAGGUUUUCUUGAUUGCUUUGCAGCGCUUGAACAAUACUCUCUCGUUGUAUAAUUUACGUGUGGACACGAUCGAUGAAAUACUCGCACUGGUGGAAACUUCUGCCGAAGUCAGUGACUUUAUUGCUGGCCUGUCACCCGCUCAAUAG